AUGGAUGGUUUUUACUCCUCCCCAGAAGAUGGGCAGGAUGUGAUCAAUGACACCAACAAUAGGAAGAGCUCGGCAGAAGAAGAUGGCUCCGAGUUGUCCUUCCGUGUGGUGACAGCUGCCUUUCUUUUCCUUCUCAUCCUCUCCACACUCCUGGGCAACACUCUGGUGUGCAUGGCUGUGGUCAAGUUCCGACACUUGCGCUCUAAGGUCACCAAUUUCUUUGUUAUCUCCUUGGCAGUGUCCGACCUCUUGGUGGCUGUCCUGCUGAUGCCUUGGAAGGCUGCCAUGGAGAUGGUGGGCUACUGGUCCUUUGGGACUUUCUGUGAUGUUUGGGUGGCUUUUGAUAUCAUGUGCUCCACAGCUUCUAUCCUCAAUUUGUGCAUCAUCAGCGUGGACCGUUACUGGGCUAUUUCCAACCCCUUCUGCUAUGAGAGGAAGAUGACCCAGCACGUGGCUUUCAUCAUGAUCAGAGUGGCUUGGCUACUGUCCCUCUUGAUUUCCUUCAUCCCUGUGCAGCUGAAGUGGCACAAGGAUCAUGAACAGGAGCCAGGUUUGAACGUCACCGGGGAGGAGGAGAACUGCGAUUCCAGCCUCAACAGGACUUACACCAUCUCAUCGUCUCUCAUUAGCUUCUACAUCCCUGUUGCCAUCAUGAUUGUGACCUACACCCGCAUCUUCCGCAUCGCCCAGCGGCAGAUCCGCAGGAUCUCCUCCCUGGAGAGGGCGGUGGAACAUGCCCAAAACUGCCACAGCAGCGACUGUCCUCUUGAGGCCUCCCUGAAGAACUCCUUCAAGAAGGAGACCAAGGUCCUCAAGACCCUCUCCAUCAUCAUGGGUGUCUUUGUCUUCUGCUGGCUGCCCUUCUUUGUGCUCAACUGCCUGGUGCCCUUUUGUGAUCUCGACGUACAGGAGCCAGAGGAGCUUCCUUGUGUCAGCAAGCUGUCUUCAGUCUUCAACAACUUUGUCUGGUUCAGGUGGGCCAACUCUUCCCUCAAUCCUAUCAUCUACACCUUCAACGCAGACUUCCAAAGAGCUUUUACAACCAUCUUGGGCUGCGGCUGCCGUUGCCCCAGCAAUGUGGUGAAGACCGUGAACCUCAGCAAUGAGCUGGUCUCCUACCACCACGACACCACGUUCCAGAAGGAAGUGGUGACCCUCAGCUACCCCCAGCUUCUUCCCCGUGCUGCUCUGCAGAUGGAAAACAAUGAGGUGUCCUCUGACAAGGUUUCUGAAGUCUCCGAGCCCUCUCGCAACACCUGCCCUGCGGAUGGCUUGCCUGCGGUGGUGCACGUGGAGCAUGAAAUGGCUGUCUCGCUGGAGAAGAUCACACCUUUCCCCAGCAAUAAAUCUGAUUGA
Pterocles gutturalis (yellow-throated sandgrouse) is the source of this 1356-nucleotide messenger RNA. RefSeq names its product D(1) dopamine receptor-like. The record is from RefSeq and is a predicted model, not a curated record. Gene Ontology annotation, molecular function: G protein-coupled receptor activity. Gene Ontology annotation, biological process: adenylate cyclase-activating adrenergic receptor signaling pathway. NCBI's taxonomy places the organism in Eukaryota, Metazoa, Chordata, Aves, Pterocliformes, Pteroclidae. Gene Ontology annotation, cellular component: membrane.